Exophiala bonariae is the source of this 597-nucleotide messenger RNA. RefSeq lists its product as uncharacterized. Gene Ontology annotation, biological process: translation; ribosomal large subunit biogenesis. The coding region runs from base 1 to 597 and encodes 198 amino acids. Gene Ontology annotation, molecular function: structural constituent of ribosome; RNA binding. Lineage: Eukaryota; Fungi; Ascomycota; Eurotiomycetes; Chaetothyriales; Herpotrichiellaceae. The transcript is spliced from 3 exons. Gene Ontology annotation, cellular component: ribosome; cytosolic large ribosomal subunit. The record is from RefSeq and is a predicted model, not a curated record.
AUGUCCAACGUCGAUAUUAAGGCAGCCGGGUGGAAGUUGAUCGAGGUUGGUCGAGUGGUCACCCUUCGAUCAGGACCGUAUGAGGGCAAACUCGCAACCAUCGUCGAGAUAAUAGACCCUGGCAGAAUCUUGGUUGAUGGACCCUCAUCGAAAGAAGGCGCAGUUGUUCCCCGACAGGCAGUUCCCACCAGCAUCAUUUCCCUCACACCCUGGGUCAUUCCCAAUCUACCAAAGGCCGCCGGUACUGGACCGGUGAAGAAGCUGUGGGAGAAGCAUGAGGUAGACAAGAAGUGGGCCGAGUCGAGCUGGGCUAAGAAGCGAGAACAACAAGACCGACGGAAGAACCUAACAGACUUCGAGCGAUUCAAGGUGCUGAGACUCAAGAAACAGGUGAGAACCCCAACAUUCUACGAGGGCACGAUUCGAGGUAUCGAAGGCACACGCAAAGAUCCGCGCAUCAGCAAAGGCAUAAAUUCGGGCAUGAUUCCAGGCGUCAAUUCCAUUAUCAAACACCCUGUCUUUUCGAAGAUGGGAACGAAAGAUAUGCAGGGCUUGUGGGCAUAUCACCAGAACCUCGGUCGUCAGGAGACUGACUGA